UGUCAGUCCACUGGUGUCCACUAGCUGUGCAGAUCCCUCCCCUCCCCUGCCUCUCCUCUCCCUGUCUGCUUCCAGCUGCUGCAGUCGGCCUGCCUGAUCUGUCUGCCUCGGAGCCUGCUGGGAGUUACAGGAGGGGGGGAAACAGAGAGAAACCGUCGAGGGAGAGCGACCGAAGGGGGGUGGGAAAGAAAGCGUGUUGCGGGUCACAAACUGGAAAUCGCUACCCCCAAAAGGCGCACACACUCAAGUCGACUUUCGGAGCGCUUGUUGGCACUACUUGGGUGAAAAACGCACCACGGAGACCCUGAAACUUGUUUUUCUUCUUCUGUGGUAGCAGCAGCGGUGCUGUUGCGCGCCGUGCCGACUCCGAUAGUUGAGGUGGGAUUCAUUGGUUGGAGCUGGAUUGCGCAUUGGCCCUGGUGUGUAUCCAGCGCUUUACCACCCGGAGGGAAGAGGAACAAUGAAGUGCUGAGCGUUUCUCCUUCUUGCUCCCAAGUCUUGUUGCAGAGUUAAAUCCUCUCUGAGACUCAUUUUGCUCUGUCUCGCUCCCACUUCUUCUUCUUCUUCCUCUGGCGUUCAUUUUCCCGUCCUGUGUGGGAUGCGUCGGCUGCUGUAGGCUUGUUGACAAACAUUUUCUUUUACCAAGAAGUUUUUACAACAAGCUUCGGGCGCAGGAAGACAGAAAAUGUCCACGCCGAGGUUCAAAAAGGAUAAAGAAAUCAUCGCGGAGUACGAGAGUCAAGUCAAAGAGAUCAGAGCCCAGUUGGUGGAGCAGCAGAAAUGUCUGGACCAGCAGACGGAAAUGCGGGUCCAGCUGCUGCAGGACCUGCAGGAUUUCUUCAGGAAGAAGGCAGAGAUUGAAAUGGAAUACUCCCGAAACCUGGAGAAACUGGCCGAGCGCUUCAUGGCAAAGACUCGCAGCACCAAGGAUCACCAGCAGUACAAGAAAGACCAGAAUCUGCUGUCACCGGUCAACUGCUGGUACCUGCUGCUGAACCAGGUGAGGAGGGAGAGUAAGGACCAUGCGACACUGAGUGACAUCUACCUCAACAACGUCAUCAUGAGGUUCAUGCAGAUCAGCGAGGACUCAACGCGGCUACUCAAGAAGAGCAAGGAAAUAGCCUUUCAGCUCCAGGAAGACUUAAUGAAAGUCCUAAAUGAGCUAUACACAGUCAUGAAAACCUACCAUAUGUACCACUCAGAGAGCAUCAGCGCUGAGAGCAAGCUGAAGGAGGCCGAGAAGCAGGAGGAGAAGCAGAUCGGCAGGGGCGAUCCCGUCUUCAGUAUCCGAAUGGAGGACAAAUACCAGCGGCGCAGCUCUGUGAAGAAGAUCGAGAAGAUGAAAGAGAAGCGUCAAGCCAAGUACUCGGAGAACAAGCUGAAGUCGAUCAAAGCGCGGAACGAGUACCUGCUGACACUGGAGGCGACAAACUCGUCCGUUUUCAAAUACUACAUCCACGACCUGUCGGACCUGAUUGAUUGCUGUGACUUGGGCUACCAUGCCAGUCUGAAUCGGGCCCUGCGGACCUACCUGUCAGCAGAAUACAACCUGGAGACGUCACGCCACGAGGGUCUGGACAUCAUCGAAAAUGCUGUGGACAGUCUGGACCCACGGAGUGACCGACAGAGGUUCAUGGAGAUGUACCCCACGGCUUUCUGCCCACCGGCAAAAUUCGAGUUCCAGCCUCACAUGGGCGACGAAGUGUGUCAUGUGUCGGUGCAGCCGCCAGUGAACGGGGAGCUCAUCCUGAGGUUCCAGCAGCUGCAGUCUCGCCUGGCUACUCUGAAGAUCGAAAACGAGGAGAUCAAAAAGACAUCAGAGGCCACCCUGACCACCAUCCAGGACAUGGUGACCAUCGAGGACUACGACGUGUCCGAGUGCUUCCACCACAGCCGCUCCACAGAGUCGGUUAAGUCCACUGUGUCGGAGACGUACCUCAGCAAACCCAGCAUUGCCAAGAGGAGGGCCAACCAGCAAGAGACGGAGCAGUUCUACUUCAUGAAAUUCCGUGAGUUUCUGGAGGGAAGUAAUCUCAUCUCCAAACUGCAGGCCAAACACGACUUGCUGAAGAGGACGCUUGGUGAAGGCCACAGAGCUGACUACAUGACCACAAGACAUCCCAAUGGGCCGCUCAGAAGCCACACUGGCACCCGGCGGGCUAGACCCCGCUCUGUUUUUAAUGUUAGGUUAUUUAAUGGCAAUUUGGAGUCAUUUAUCAAGGACUCUGGACAAGCUAUCCCCCGCGUGGUUGAAAGCUGUAUUCGCUACAUAAAUUUGUAUGGUCUCCAACAUCAAGGAAUAUUUCGUGUAUCUGGAUCCCAGCUGGAAGUCAAUGAUAUCAAGAACUCAUUUGAGAGAGGGAACGACCCGCUGACAGAUGAUGAGAAUAAUCAUGACAUCAACUCAGUGGCUGGUGUUCUCAAGCUGUACUUCCGGGGUCUGGAGAAUCCUCUGUUCCCUAAAGAGAGGUUCAACGAUCUGCUCUCAUGCAUCAGAAUAGAAAACCUGUAUGAGAGAGCGCUGUACAUCCGGAAGAUCCUCCUGACCAUUCCCAGAUCAGUCCUCAUCGUGAUGCGCUACCUCUUUGCCUUCCUCAACCAUCUGUCCCAGUACAGUGAUGAGAACAUGAUGGACCCGUACAACCUGGCCAUAUGUUUCGGCCCCACGCUGAUGCCCACACCAGACAGCCAGGACCAGGUUUCCUGCCAGGCGCACGUCAACGAGAUCAUCAAGACCAUCAUCAUCCACCAUGAGACCAUCUUUCCUGAUGCCAAAGAGCUGGAUGGGCCCAUCUAUGAGAAGUGCAUGGCAGGUGGAGACUACUGUGAGAGCCCCUACAGUGAGCAUGGAGCCCUGGAGGAGGUGGACAAUGAGGGAGGGACUGAGACCCACACCAGCGAGGACGAGGGUGAACCUAUCGAAGCCAUUGCCAAGUUUGACUACGUUGGGCGCUCGUCUCGAGAGUUGUCCUUCAAAAAGGGCGCCUCCCUGCUGCUGUAUCAGCGAGCGUCUGAGGACUGGUGGGAGGGACGGCACAACGGCAUCGACGGCCUGGUGCCACAUCAGUACAUCGUAGUCCAAGACAUAGAUGACAACUUCUCAGACACUCUGAGUCAGAAGGCUGACAGCGAGGCCAGCAGCGGCCACGCUGGAGAUGAUAAAUGCUCAGGGAAAGACAUCGGCUCGCCCACCGACACCAGGAUCUCUGAGGCCUACAUCACCAGCAGGCACAGAAAAAGAACAGACCCACCGUCUCGGCGGCCCCCUGCCCGCCCCAGCGACGUCCACUGCAUGGUCCACACCUCCCAGCAGGGUCACAGCGGACAUGGUGGGACCCCAGAGAUGGGCUCCCCAGUUCUAGGCCACUUCAGCCCCCGGGACAUGCUGAGAAGCCGCAACCACUUACCGAUGGACAGCCCUGAGCGACGGCGCCGCACGGGCCACGGCAGUCUCACUAACAUCAGCCGCCACGAGUCCCUAAAGAAGCUGGAAAGCCCCCCGAUCCGCCGCUCCACCUCCUCGGGCCAGUACACGGGCUUUACCGACGGCCAUCACCACCACGGCGGCAAGCCCCUGGACCCGGAGACCAUCGCACAGGACAUAGAAGAAACUAUGAACACUGCUCUGAAUGAGCUGCGCGAGCUGGAGAGGCAGAGCUCAGCCAAGCACGCCCCCGAUGUGGUGCUGGACACCCUGGAGCAGCGGCAGACCUCCGGCGGCGGCGGCGGCGGCGGCCCAACGCCGGCCAGCUCCAGCGAGUCCCUCAGCCCCAUCCACGGCGUCAUGCUGAGGUCCACUGCCAACACUGAGCCACCCAUCCGCCGCAGCACCAGCUCCUCCAGCGACACCAUGAGCACCUUCAAGCCGGCGGUAGCACCACGCAUGGGGGUGCAGCUCAAACCUCCCGCUUUGAGGCCCAAGCCCAUGGUGGUGCCCAAGUCCAGCCAGGCCCCACAGCCUCCUGUUGCGUCCCCUCAGGACCCUCUGGACAAGUCCUGCACCAUGUAACCUCUGGGACAGGAAUCGGAGAUGUAACGCAAAAGCUCUCCACUUCCAGGAGGCUGUGAAAUAUUACUGGUGUCUUCACUUCACAGACAUACUAGAAAUAACACCUGAGAGCGUGUAAAAUACUAGGACCUGGAUGGGAACAGACUUUUUUGGGGUGUUUUGAGGCUGAAAACAAGAGGACUGUGAGAGACCGGGGUAGGAGUUACAGAGUGUGGACAGAUUUGUCAGCCAGACAAAUCUUCUGUCUCAAUAACAUAAAUGUGCAGAUUUGUGUGUUAAUAUGCUUAGGUUAAUGUUAUCUAAUGUAUAUCUUUUUUUAAAAUAAAUUCAAACAACAAAUCACAAAGGCUUCCUUCAAAGUUUUAGAAAAAUGUUAGUUUAGUUUACAGACAUUAACGAACUGUGUAACUCUGAACAAAAUACGGUGCAUGCAGCUCUUGUGUUUACCACUGAACCUGACAUGGAUGGAAAACGUAGUGACCACAGUGGCAACAACUAGUUCUUCUUGUUUUGUUUUAUUACUCAUGAGGGCCGUUGGAGGCGUUGGUUCAAUGGCCUUACACAUUUUGAGAUGUAACUGAUUUGAUUUCAAAUGUUCAAAUAUUACAAAGGUGCUGUGACUACCUGGGAGGAAAUGGUUUUAAGGUUUAAAGAUCCCUUAACAACUUAUUUAUUAACGGUACUCUGUUAAUAAAUUAACAGUACUGACUCCAGUAUGCUUUUUUUCUUUCUUGCUAGCAUGUAAACUGCAGCUCUCUUUGGCAAACCAUUAGCUGUGUCUCAGAAAUCCUUCAUCAGAUUUGUUUGAACAGUUUGCCUGGGAUGAAAUAUGACAAUUGGAUAAAACCACUACUUCAUUAUAUACUUUGUUUGAACACUUCAAUGCAUUCUUGGGUCCCUGCAGCCGCGCAGGGGGUAAAAUAUGCCUAAUAUGUAUGUUUGCCUUUGCAUCUGUAUAACCUAUAGGGAGAAGUGUGAAAAACUCUGGUGACAAACGUGUGUUAUUAUAAAGUGUGGACCACAUGCCAUAGCUUCUUUUAUGCCUUGCUUGGCUUUAUCUACCCAAAGACAUGAGUGUAUAAGUUAAAGCAUGGGUGUUGAUACUUCAUAUUGACUGAUGUGUAUAGAUUCAAGGCGGCCCCCUGUGGGAGCGCUGCCAGUAGCCAUGGACCUAAUGACUGUUAGUGUAAAAGCCUCCUAAUAUGUUCACCUUGCUUCCUGUGCUUUUCUUUGUGAAGGUCUCUGACAGCAGCAGCAGCUUGAGCCCCUCUAGUGUGUUUAAUGUUCUGGUGAGAAUGUCAAAAACGUUUCUUUUUUUUUUGGUGUUGCUCUCAAGACUGACAUUGAGGCUGUCUUUGUGGAUUUGCGUGGAUGAUGACGCUUGCAUGACGUGUGGUAGACAAAUGGGAGGAAGCAGCCCGUGUCAGUCAGCUCCUAAGUAAUAAUUUCAAAAUGCAAUAGCCUCAUGAAACUGUCUGUGCCCUAGUUCCAGUUUCUUUGCGACUGCAUCCCCAUGUGUGUCUUUUUUUAACCUCUUUACUGUAGAAAUAACAGAGCUGGAUGCAUGUGUUUAGAAUGUUUGGCUAGAAUAAUUACUCAUAGAACAGACGUGGUUUGCAAUGAAUAAGCAAUGCUCUCUAACAGCAGGUUUACAUUAUCUUUGACUUGACAGAUAUUGUGUGUAUAAUAAUCAAAGGUAAUUCAUUUCUAAAUUACUAACUUUCAUUAUUUUUAUAAUCAUUUUUGUUAUGUUUGUUGUUUCUGGGUAGAAAUCACUUAGAACAUAUGAUGUAGAAUAAAUAUCCAGAGAUACAGGUGUCCCGCCUACAGUAUGAAGCCAGUUGUUAAAAAAAAUAAAAGUGUGCUUUCGUCACUAUGUAACAUCAUCAACUACAGUAGGACUCAGUUAUGCCGUGUAUAGGCUUUAAGCUACUCUGUGGUGUUCUGUACAUCUGUAGUAUGUACUUGUGAAAGUGCCUUUGAAAAUGUUUUAGAGGAACUUCAAACAUUUCUGUCCUGUCGCAUUUUCAUUUUAGAUGCUGUGUUUUUUUGAGAAAAUGCAGUGCAGGAAGAAGACAUGUAUUAGAAAUGAUGCCAUUUUCCAAACAGAUAUAUGGCAGGAUUAAUAAUAAAUAAACGGCUUACUCAUUGUGACAUUGCACUUUUAUGUACAUAACUGUAUAUAUGGCAUGUAACAUCAUAACGUUUAGAGUUCUUUCCUUCAAGGAUUUCUUUCUAAUAAAGGAGAUAGUUUGUCGA
Molecule: messenger RNA, 6268 nt
Organism: Acanthochromis polyacanthus (spiny chromis)
Lineage: Eukaryota; Metazoa; Chordata; Actinopteri; Pomacentridae
Gene: srgap1a
Product: SLIT-ROBO Rho GTPase activating protein 1a
Exons: 22
Coding region: 686-4009 (1107 amino acids)
Biological process (GO): signal transduction; negative regulation of cell migration
Cellular component (GO): cytoplasm
Molecular function (GO): protein binding
Source: RefSeq, a predicted model, not a curated record